Molecule: messenger RNA, 1692 nt
Organism: Panicum virgatum (switchgrass)
Lineage: Eukaryota; Viridiplantae; Streptophyta; Magnoliopsida; Poales; Poaceae
Product: cytochrome P450 716A1-like
Exons: 3
Coding region: 1-1473 (490 amino acids)
Biological process (GO): sterol metabolic process
Molecular function (GO): iron ion binding; heme binding; oxidoreductase activity, acting on paired donors, with incorporation or reduction of molecular oxygen
Source: RefSeq, a predicted model, not a curated record
AUGACACUGGACAGCUGGCGGCAGACGACAAGUGUGAACUGUUCAGGCGAGUCGAUGCCAUCGCCGCCGCGCUUCUUGUCUCGCUCCCGGUGCUAUACCGCCUCCUCUUCGACAAGACGAGCAGGAAGAAGAAGAAGGCCAUCCCCCCCCGGCUCCUACGGCCUACCCGUCGUCGGGCACACGCUCACCUUGCUGGGCGCCCUCCGCGCCAACACCGCCGAGGACUGGCUCCGCCGGCGCGCCACCGCUUACGGGCCGGUGUCGCGGCUGUCACUCUUCCGGUACCCGACGGCGUUCCUCGUCGGCCCCUCCGCCAACAAGUUCGUCUUCACCAGCCCCGCGCUGACCACCAUGAACAGCGAGGCCUUCAGCCGCAUGGUCGGCCGGCGGACGGUCCGCGACGUGUCGGGCGAGGAGCACGCCCGCGUCCGGGCCAUGAUGAUGCAGUUCCUGAAGCUGGACGCCAUCAAGCGGCACGUCGCCGGCAUGGACGCCGAGGUCCGGCGCCACCUCGACGCGGACUGGCACGGCCGGGGUACGGUGGCGGUGAUGCCGUCGAUGAAGGCGCUCACGUUCGACGUCAUGAGCACCGUCCUGUUCGGGAUGGGGAGGGACUCCGCCGUCCGGCGGGAGCUGUCGGCGGAGUUCCAGCAGCUGGUGCAGGGCAUCUGGGCUGUCCCGCUGGACCUGCCCUUCACCAGGUUCAGCCGGUGCCUCGCCGCUAGCCGGCGCGGGCGGCGCGCCGUCGCGGGGGUCAUCGCGGAGCGGAGGGCCAAGCUGGAGCGCGGGGAGAGCUCGCCGGCCGACGACAUCGUCACCCACAUGCUCGCCAAGGGCCUCCCCGACGAGGAGAUCACGGACAACGUCAUGUUCCUCAUGGUCGCCGCGCACGACACCACCGCCGCCCUCAUCACCUUCCUCCUCCGGCACCUCGACGCCAACAAGGACGCCUACGCCAAAGUUCUCGAGGAGCAACAAGAAAUCGCGCGGAGCAAGAAGUCAGGGGAGGCCCUGUCAUGGGAGGACCUCGGCAGGAUGAGGUACACCUGGGCGGCGGCGAUGGAGACGCUGCGGAUGGUCCCGCCGCCGUUCAGCAUGCUGCGGAGGGCGCUCGACGACGUCGAGUACGGCGGCUACCUCAUCCCCAAAGGGUGGCAGGUCAUGUACGUCACCAACAUGACGCACUGGGACCCGGCCAUCUUCCCGCGCCCCGGCCAGUUCGACCCGGCGAGGUUCCAGGACCCGUCGGCGAUACCGCCCUACGGCUUCGUGCCGUUCGGCGGCGGCGCACGCAUCUGCCCCGGGAACGAGUUCGCCAGGGUGGAGACGCUGGUGGCCGUGCACCACAUCGUGACGCGCUUCAGGUGGAGGCUCGCCGCCGGCUGCGACGGCAGCUUCUCCAGGUACCCGAUGCCGUACCCGUCCCAGGGCCUCCUCAUCGACAUCGAGCCUAUUGAUGACGCUAACCAUUGAGGCGAAUGGAACACCUCCUGGAGAAGUUCACCGCGCGCGGCAGAACAGUUCAGAAAAUUCAGUGGACAAUCGCUCCCGAUUUAGCACUUGCAGCAUGAUAAAUGCUGUAUGGUUCGCCAUCAGAGCUUGUUUAGAUUAAACCAUCCCCUCGUUCGCCAGUAGUUUAAACUAAUUUAACCUGGAAUCUCUUCCAAUUCAUAUUGGUUGUUGUGGAUUUAA